AGGGGAGAGGGUCCGGGGAGGGAGCCGGCCGGGCAGGGGACGGAGGCUCAUUCCAGCCUAGUUUCGCUUUCUGAAUGUCCCGCUUUACGCUCCCGGCCCUGCGCAUCCAGCAGUGUCCCUCUGCGCCCGCUACCCUCUCCUUUCUGCGGCAGAGCGCUGGCCUUUCCAUCCCUCCCUACCGACGCACGGGGAGCGGGGCGAGGGGGCGCGGGCGGCCAGUGGACGGAGGCCGACCGGGGUGCACCUGAUGCCCUAAGCUGAUGCCCCAGCGUGUGGGGUUCCUGCCCAGCCCCCUAGAUUGUGUGUGUGUGUGUGGGGGAAGGGGUCCUGCUCAGCAGAUACCUGCUCCCCGGACGGAAGGGAGGGAAGGAGAAGGAGGCGCGUCCUGCCACUUCCUGGGCCUUCGGAACUAGCCGCUGCCCACUUCCCAGGUAGUGGGAAGGAUGACUACACUCACGCGGCAGGACCUCAACUUUGGCCAAGUGGUGGCCGACGUGCUCUGCGAAUUCCUGGAGGUGGCCGUGCACCUGAUCCUUUACGUGCGCGAGGUCUACCCGGUGGGCAUCUUCCAGAAGCGCAAGAAGUACAACGUGCCGGUCCAGAUGUCCUGUCACCCAGAGCUGAACCAGUAUAUCCAGGACACGCUGCACUGUGUCAAGCCUCUCCUGGAGAAGAAUGAUGUGGAGAAAGUGGUGGUGGUCAUUUUGGACAAAGAGCACCGCCCAGUGGAGAAAUUCGUUUUUGAAAUCACGCAGCCUCCGCUGCUGUCCAUCAGCUCGGACUCCCUGUUGUCACAUGUGGAGCAGCUGCUCCGAGCCUUCAUCCUGAAGAUUAGUGUCUGUGAUGCCGUCCUGGACCACAACCCCCCAGGCUGUACCUUCACAGUCCUGGUACACACGAGAGAAGCUGCCACUCGAAACAUGGAGAAGAUCCAGGUCAUCAAGGACUUCCCCUGGAUCCUGGCGGAUGAGCAGGACGUCCACAUGCACGACCCUCGGCUGAUACCUUUGAAGACCAUGACGUCGGACAUCUUAAAGAUGCAGCUCUACGUGGAAGAACGAGCUCAUAAAAGCAGCUGAGGGCACAUCUGCCCCCCACGAAGGCCACAACUGUCAGACUUUGGGGAGCCCCCAGCCUAGGGCAGCGCUGCAGGGCCACCCCAACUCCAAGUGCUCUUAUUGCCUCUUCGUGUGGACUGCCUGCCAGCCAGCCCAGGGUGGCUCAGUCUGCUCCCUUCAUGGAGGAAGCCCCCUGGGAGGGCAGUGAAGGGUGCUGGGACCAAGAUUUCUCGGCUUCCUGGGGAUCAGCGGUGACACUGUCUGUCUCAAAUACUGUGCUGUGAGUAGUUCCAAUAAAGGAGCCCCAAGGGCUGA
Molecule: messenger RNA, 1373 nt
Organism: Choloepus didactylus (southern two-toed sloth)
Lineage: Eukaryota; Metazoa; Chordata; Mammalia; Pilosa; Megalonychidae
Gene: MAD2L2
Product: mitotic arrest deficient 2 like 2
Exons: 8
Coding region: 444-1079 (211 amino acids)
Cellular component (GO): zeta DNA polymerase complex
Source: RefSeq, a predicted model, not a curated record